Molecule: messenger RNA, 2532 nt
Organism: Physcomitrium patens
Lineage: Eukaryota; Viridiplantae; Streptophyta; Bryopsida; Funariales; Funariaceae
Source: RefSeq, a predicted model, not a curated record
AAGAGCACUGUGAGCUGCAUCUUCACUAGAAACCCAUCAUCGGCUGGCAUGAUUAGCUCAUAACAGAUUGUGGAUUCUUCAAGCAAUACAGAAACGGAAGAAUUGCGCCUUGGGUUCUCGUCGUGGUUCAGUCUAUGGUCUCUGGCCUUGGUGAAAAACUCAGCUUUGAUGCUCACCCAGCAGAGACAGUGUAGGGUUCUGUAGUUUGAGGGUCAUGUGGUGGUUAGUUUGGCUUUCAGAGUGAUCGGCGAUGCGGUAGAGGGAUUGAUGGGAAGAGUGGAGCGGGCGUGAUUGCUGCCAUCAUGAGGAAACGCGACUUGGGAAUUCUGUUGCUAUCGGCGUUGUCCAUUUUUUUUUCGCUCCAGAACGAAGGAAGCCUCUCGUUUCGACCAGCGUGGGUGCUUCACAAGGAUAGUUCACCUAUAAAGCACGAAGCGGAGCGUCUACCACCACCAGUUGUUGCCGAUUUGAAUGGAGAUGGCCACGUGGAGGUCGUUGUGGCCUGGGAAGACAAACUCCAGGUCAUCGACCCACGUGUGUCAUUUGCUGAGAAUGGAUUUUCUGAAGCACGGGUGUUGGCGGAGGUUUCUCUCUUGCCGGAUAGAGUGCGAGUGAGAGCUGGAAGGAGACCAGUUGCUCUAGCUGCAGGCGAGGUGAAACGCUACUACAGAGCACAGGACUUGAAUAAGAAAGUGAUUGUGGUCGUGACAGCUGGCUGGAACAUCAUGUGCUUUGACCACAAUCUGAAGAAGCUUUGGGAAGAUGAUGUUCAGGAUGACUUUCCACACGGUUCUCACCACAAAGAAGUGGCUAUCUCCAUUAGCAACUACACCUUGAAGCAUGGAGAUACUGGACUGAUCAUUGUGGGCGGGAGUAUGGAGGUUCAACCCCAAGUACACUUGGAUCCUUUCGAAGAGGAACUGAUGGCUGAGCAAGUGAUUGAGAGUCACCGACGUUCAGCUGGUGCCAAAGAGGAGGAAGAGGAUGUGACAAAGAAGAUGGGUGGUGGAAAGGAGCGACAUUUUUCAUACUACGCAUAUGCUGGUAUGACUGGCACGCGUCGGUGGGUUCACAGAAGUGAGGACUUUCGACGUACUACCGAUGCUGGCGCGUUGCAACCACAACACAAUUACAGGUUGGAUGCCAGCUCGCUUGCUACUCGGCAUCUUGGAGAGGUUGAAUGCAGGGAGUUCCGGGAGUCAGUUUUAGGCGUAAUGCCGCAUCGAUGGGAGCACAGAGAGGACACAAGGUUCGAGCUGGCACAUUUUCGGAAACAUCGCCGAAAGUUGGUGAAGAAAGUUCCGGGCAAGGACAAUAGCAUCCCAUCUGAGAAACCUGCGGACCGAAAUACUCCUGGCAUGGAUGCGCGUGGUAAUCCUAUUGCCAAAGUUGUGGGCAAGGCUGCGGACCUGGCAGUUGGUGCGAAAGUUAGGAAGCAACAAUUUCAAUACGUUCCGGUGAUAACGAAUCACACGUCACAUUGGUGGGUUCCCAACGUCGUUGUGGCACACCUGAAGGAAGGGAUUGAGGCCGUACACUUGGCUACAGGCCGCACGGUGUGCAAGCUGUUUCUCCCCGAAGGAGGCCUUCAUGCAGAUGUCAACGGCGAUGGGGUUCUGGAUCAUGUUCAGGCUGUUGGAGGUCACGGAUCAGCACGUAUAGUGCCAACUGGAAUGACGGAAGCUCUGAAGCCAUGCUGGGCGGUUGCUACUUCAGGUGUACCUGUUAGGGCGCAACUAUUUAACGGCACAGUGUGCCGGCACUCACCUUUCCAAAUGUUCCCUCACAACGAGUUUUCUGGCGAUUUCGGACGCCGGCCACAUCCAGGAGAUGCACUUGUACAAGUGGUUGCUCCUAUCAUUCUGCCACACCCAGAUGGUCAGCGCCACCGCAAGGGGAGCCAUGGCGACGUUGUCUUUUUGAAUAGCCGCGGAGAGGUGACCUCUUUCUCUGUGUUGGGCCCGAGACGUGGCCAGGAGGCUCAGCACCGUUGGCAGGUCACGACUACCGCGUACUGGACGACGUCACCUGAUUUGCAAGGAGUGGGAACAGCGAGGAUCAUUCCGACGUUGAUAGCAUUGCCUCUAAGGAAGAAUGGGGAGGCCGACGCAAUUCUCGCAGUUGGGGAGGCCGAGGCUGUGGUGCUGUCACCAAAAGGCAGCUACGUGACACAGGUGUUCCUUCCAACACCCGGGUCAGCACCCAUGAUAUACGAUGAUUUUUCAGGUGACAAGUUGAACGACCUCAUCCUUGUAAGCGAAGAUGGCAUUUAUGGUUUUGUACAAACUAGGCAACCGGGAGCUAUCCUAUUUGUUUCCUUGGUGGGUGUACUGAUAUUGGUGAUGGGUGUAAUCUUCGUCACUCAGCACUGGGGCACUGGUAAAGGGAAGUCCAGAGCAGCAGAGAGACGUAGUUCUACCGGCAUUUAGGCCAUAUAGUGUGCAGACAUUUACUGGACGACAAAGUAAUGUUUGUAGCUUGAUCCUCAAGCUGAAAUAGAGGGGCUCUUUGGCCUGGAUUUAUUUGGAUUAA